This is a messenger RNA of Oikopleura dioica, 1509 nucleotides long. The record is from the annotation of a GenBank genome assembly. NCBI's taxonomy places the organism in Eukaryota, Metazoa, Chordata, Appendicularia, Copelata, Oikopleuridae.
AUGAAGACAUCAACAAAUAUUCGCUCCGUCAUUUUCAAGGUGCUUGUUUAUUUUCUGUUUUUCUUUAUUGGCAUGGAAUAUGUUCUUGUUUUGCCCUCGCUGAAUGGCCAUUUAAAAAGCAUAAACGUCGAAUCCAGUUGGGUUGGAACAUGCAUCGCCAUGGUCAACCUGGCAGCUCUAAUAACCGCUACGCCCAUCGGCAAACUCGCCGACUACCUUCAAAGCUCAAGAAUAAUGGGCCUCUUUGCUAUCUCCUGCUCCCUCGCUGGCAAUCUUGUGUAUCUUUGUGUUCCUUCACUUCCAUUCAUCAUCAUUUCACGAAUUUUAUCCGGCAUUGGAUCUGGGCUGGAACCGAUUCUUUUUGGAUUUUUGGGGCGAUCUUGCUCGUCGAAAGAUAGAAGUGCGGUUUUUUCAAGGCAUAUGCUUGCGAGAGAAAUGGGCAUUAUUUUUGGACCUGCUUUGAAUCUAGCUUACAAUUCAAUCGACUUCACAUUAUACUGUAACCGCGAGUGCCCUGAAGACUCCAGUGCUAAUGCUCUGCAAUUCUUCAAGCAAAACUCAACCUGCGUGAAUUCCCCCACGCCCGAGGGCUGUGACGAUGACAUAAUCCGCAUCAACGAAUUCAACAUGCCCGCUUUGUUCCUUUCCUGCUCCUGGACAGUGCUCCUUCUCCUCUUCCUCGCCUACUACCAAGAGCCAGCCUCGCCAGUAGAAGGAUCUUCUACUGAAAGUCUUCCGCCGGCGGAAGGCUUCGAGCUUCCAUCCACCGAGGAGUCCGGCCUCAGCCCCAAAAGCGCUCAAAACAUCACCGUUGACGGGUCCGCUCUGAUGGAAUCAAUUCGCUCGCUCAUCGAUAAUCCCUACACUAGCCUGACCGUUUCAAAUCAUUCACUAGGCGCCAGCCCGAGAAAACGAUCAGACAAAGAAGCGAUCAAACCUUCAUCCCCUCUUCUCGAAUCUGAAGAAAACGAUGUCAUCAGCAGUGGCAAAACUUCAACUAGUUCAGUCAAGUUCAGUCCUUUAACAGAACAAUUCGUCGUUAUUAUGAUGUCUUCAUUCUGCGUCAUGUUCUUAGAAAGUGCAAUGGAAGCUUCCCUAACGCCGAUGACGUACAAAUUCUUCCUCUGGGAGACGCAACAAAACUCGCUCUGCUACGUCUACCUCGGUGUCUGCUGCCUGAUCGGCUACAUCGCGCUAAUGCUUCUGCAAGGCCAUUCAAAAGUCAAAUUAAUGGAUCGGACAGCGCUGCUCAUUGGAGCCAUCGGCGUCGGUUCUGCUCAACUCAUCGGCUUCUUUACUUUUCCUCUUGGAUAUUUCGGGGCUCCCUGGAUCUUUCCUGUUUUUAUGGGAGUUCUUGCGCUUUGCUUGGCUACACUUCCCUUCAUGCUGGUCCCUCCAGCGUCAUUAAUGUCUAAAACAGUUCCUCAAGACAAACAAGCGACUCUUCAAGCAGUUCGAAUGAGCUUUCAAAAGGUACGCAAAUUUCAUAUCAAAGAAGCCAAUUUGUAG